CAAAAAAGAAAAACAACCACCAGAAAAGAAGCAAAAAAGAGAGAGGAGAGAGAGUGCGUCCGCUCCUCGGGGUCUUGAUUGACUCUUGAGCUACUCUACUCCCCAAAAAGCAGGGCAAAGGACUCCCCUCUCUGGUGCGGUGGUGCCAGAGAGAGACUGGAGAACUGGAGGAAAGUGAAGCGGAAGGGAGGAGUAGCGGCGAGAGGAAGGCGAAGGGGGCCAUGGCGAGGAAGCAUGGUUGGCAGCUCCCCGCGCACACGCUCCAGGUUGUCGCAAUUACGGUUUUCUUGCUUCUGGUGGUUGCAUUUUAUGCGUUCUUUGCACCAUUUCUAGGGAAGCAAGUCCUAGAAUAUGUUGCAAUUGGCACCUAUACUUUCGUGGCAUUCGCUGUUUUCAUCCUUUAUAUCCGGUGCACUAGCAUAAACCCUGCAGAUCCUGGGAUCAUGUCACAGUUUGAGGAUGGCUUCAUUGAUGCACCUGGAAGUACUGCUGACAUACAGGGCAAGGGCACAAAUUUGCCAGAAAAAACUGAUACUGCUGCUGGAACAAACUCCCCAACUUGUAGGAGCUCUCUAGAUGGCUGUUCUAAUCGUGGUGGUUUAGCUGCUGGAGACGCAAAUAUAGAUCUAAGGUCCCAACCACCAAGAAAUUCAAGGAGCUGCUUACUUGGAGGGCUUGUUUGUGCUUUGUUUAUCAAGGAGGAUUGUAGGAAAUUUGAUGAUUCAGAGAAUCAGGUGGACGGUGAAGAUGCCUUGUUUUGCACAUUAUGUAAUGCUGAGGUUCGCAAAUUCAGUAAACAUUGCAGAAGCUGUGACAAGUGUGUGGACGGAUUUGAUCAUCACUGUCGGUGGUUAAAUAACUGUGUUGGACGAAAGAACUAUUUCACUUUUCUCGCUCUGAUGACUACCAGUCUCCUAUGGCUUGCUAUUGAAAUUGGAGUAGGCAUUGCUGUUCUUGUCAUAUGCUUCAUCAACAAGAAUUCAGAGAGAAUUAUUCAAGACAAGCUUGGGAAUGGCUUACCUCGUCCUGCCUUUGCUACCAUUGUAGCCUUUUUCACUCUUCUUUCUCUAGUUGCUUGUGUACCUUUAGGAGAGCUUUUCUUCUUCCACAUGAUCUUGAUCAGAAAGGGGAUCACAACUUAUGAAUAUGUUGUUGCAAUGAGAGCUAUGAGUGAAGCACCUCAAGAGGAAGAAGACCAGGAGGAGGUAAACAUUGUUUACUCCCCAACAAAUUCAGCCACUACCGGGUUCAGUGGUGCUAGUUCACUUGGUCUUCACUACAAGGGUUCAUGGUGCACACCUCCAAGGAUUUUUGUUGAUCAGGAUGAGGUGAUCCCACAUUUGGAGCCAGGCAUGGUACCAUCAACCGUCGACCCUGAUGCUGUUGGACACGCUGAAAGAGCAAACAAAGCCAAGAAGCAAGUCAAAAUCAGUGCCUGGAAGCUUGCAAAGCUGGACAGCAAUGAGGCAAUGAAAGCUGCAGCGAAAGCUCGAGCAUCAUCCUCUGUCCUCAGACAUAUAGAUACCCGCAGAGGUCCAGGGUCUAGCCUUAGCUCUAGCGGCAAUGCUAGCAUGAGAAGCAGCAUGAGUGCUGAUUACAGUGGGAGUGCCACAAAGGAAAAAUGGGCUGAUAUAAAGCUGUCGUCUCUUCAUAGCUCCUCGUAUCCUCAGAGCCUCGCAAGCCAGGACGACUAUGAAUCAGGCACGCAGAGUGCUAGCAGCAUAAGCAGCCCAGUCCGCACACACAAGCCUGCGCCUCACACUCAGAUUAGUGUUCCACCUCGUGCGCCCCCACCACCUUCAAGGCCUGCACCAAUGGUACCGAGGCCGCCACCUGUUCCAACCACACAGAUAUCCAACCCUGUGUUCCAGUCAGCAACAUCUUAUGUCCGGGAGAACAGAAAAGCAUCAGUUGUUUGGGAUCAAGAGGCCGGCCGGUACGUUUCGGUGGCACCCGCACCCACAAGACCAGGAGCUGCUGGUGGUGAUCAAGCAGCAAGAGCACCUCGGUUCUUGGCAAACCCAGGUGGUGAGCUAAGCAAUCGCGGGAGAAAUCUCGCGCCCGUGAAUGCCUCUUCCCCAGCAUUGCCAUCGGGACAGCCGUCUGAGAGGUUGGCAUACACUGGGCAGUCGAUAUUCUUUGGCGGACCGCUUCUUGGUGCUGCUGCUGCUGCUGGCACUCGGAGGAGUGAUGACGCGGGUGCAAGAGCACGACCCGAGGAAAGGAGGGAGCUCACUGCCCACCAACAACCUGACACUGGGGGAGAGAGGAGGCGAACCGCAGAGUCCUUCCCGGUGUUUGCUCCACGAACGUUUCAGAAGAACCCACCACCGUUCAACAGGUGAGCUCAGGGUACUUGUUUGCUGAUAGAUCACUACCGACAAUGGGGGUAAGAUGAUCGCUGCAGGGUGACAUGGUAAGAGUUCUGAACAAUUGAUCACCAAAGAUUGCCAGCAGAGCAGCAUCUGUCGGAAAUCCAUCGGAAAGGGCCAACAGGGCUGAUCUUUACAGUGAAGCUUGACUGGAAUGAAAACUGGAAGCAUGACAGUUAGAAGAACCGAUCGGUUGUGAUGUAAAUUCUUUGCUCGUUAAUUACGGGUAGCAUUUUUUGUCCAACUUUCUAGUGCUUGAGUGCUCAGGACGAGGGUGUCUGAAAUCCAUACCAUUCCAAGAAAUCCUCACAGUUUAUAGAGAUUGCAAUACAUCUUAUACAAAGCUUUAUGGUU
This is a messenger RNA of Panicum hallii, 2726 nucleotides long. Its product is annotated as probable protein S-acyltransferase 19. Gene Ontology annotation, molecular function: protein-cysteine S-palmitoyltransferase activity. The record is from RefSeq and is a predicted model, not a curated record. The coding region runs from base 222 to 2345 and encodes 707 amino acids. Gene Ontology annotation, biological process: peptidyl-L-cysteine S-palmitoylation; protein targeting to membrane. NCBI's taxonomy places the organism in Eukaryota, Viridiplantae, Streptophyta, Magnoliopsida, Poales, Poaceae. The transcript has 9 exons. Gene Ontology annotation, cellular component: endoplasmic reticulum; Golgi apparatus.